Messenger RNA from Onychostoma macrolepis, 5083 nucleotides. RefSeq names its product ubiquitin specific peptidase 25 (gene usp25). The transcript has 26 exons. NCBI's taxonomy places the organism in Eukaryota, Metazoa, Chordata, Actinopteri, Cypriniformes, Cyprinidae. The record is from RefSeq and is a predicted model, not a curated record. Gene Ontology annotation, biological process: protein deubiquitination; regulation of protein stability. Bases 209 to 3691 code for a protein of 1160 amino acids. Gene Ontology annotation, molecular function: protein binding; cysteine-type deubiquitinase activity; cysteine-type endopeptidase activity. Gene Ontology annotation, cellular component: cytosol; nucleus.
CGCGGGCGCGUGUGGUUCAGACCCAGCUAAUGGAUGUCAGAGAUGUCAGAUGUGUUUGUACUGUUCGACUUCGUCAUGGCGCCGUUGCAGCGCGGAUGAGUACAGGGUUUUUCCUUUUUAAACUCUCCCAUAUCAAACUCCUCUAAUUCCUGUAUGCUCCGUUUUUACCCUCGAACCUGAGUCCAUUUCGUCUGGAACGGAACCGGCCAUGACCGUGGAGCAGAAUGUCCUGCAGCAGCACUCUCAGAAGCACCAGCAGACAUUACUGAACCAGCUGAGGGAAGUUACUGGAACUACAGAUGUUCAGCUGUUACAGCAGGCACUGCAGGUCAGUAAUGGUGACCUAGCUGAGGCGGUGGCCUUUCUCACCGAGAAGAAUGCCAAGGUCCCGCAGCAAGAUGAAGCCACCUAUUACCAGACGGCCCAAAUCACCAAUGAUAGAUACAUCAGUGUGGGCAGCCAGGCUGACACAAAUGUAAUAGAUCUCACUGGAGAUGAUAAAGAUGACCUUCAGCGGGCCAUCGCUCUCAGUCUGGAGGAGUCGAGCAGGGCUUUCAGGGAGACGGGCAUCACUGAUGAAGAGCAGGCUAUCAGCAGAGUCCUGGAGGCCAGCAUCGCCGAGAACAAGGCGAGCCUGAAGCGCACGCACACAGAAGUAUGGAGCGAUUCACCCAACCCUCACGACAGGAAGCGGCAGGAGAACUGUCCCGUAGGGCUGAAGAACGUGGGGAACACGUGUUGGUUCAGUGCAGUUAUACAGUCUCUUUUUAACCUGCUGGAGUUCCAGAGGCUGGUGUUGCAUUAUUCCCCCCCUGCACGGAUGCAGGACUUGCCCCGCAAUCAGAAGGAGCACAGGAACCUGCCUUUUAUGCAGGAGCUGAGGUGCCUUUUCUCUUUGUUGGUGGGUUCCAAGAGAAAGUAUGUGGACCCGUCCAGGGCCGUGGAGAUCCUCAAGGAUGCCUUUAAGUCCAGUGAAUCUCAGCAGCAGGAUGUGAGUGAGUUCACCCAUAAACUCUUGGACUGGCUUGAAGACGCGUUUCAGAUAAAGGCAGAGGAGGACAGAGAGGGAGAGAAGCCGAAGAACCCGAUGGUUGACCUGUUUUAUGGACGUUUCCUGGCUGUGGGCGUCCUGGAAGGAAAGAAAUUUGAGAACACUGAGAUGUUUGGGCAGUACCCUCUCCAGGUGAACGGCUUCAAAGAUCUGCACGAGUGUUUAGAGGCAGCCAUGAUAGAAGGAGAGAUUGAGUCUUUGCAUUCUGCCGAGAACUCCGCCAAAUCAGGGCAAGAGCACUGGUUCACAGAACUCCCACCGGUUUUGACCUUUGAACUGUCAAGGUUUGAGUUUAAUCAAACCUUAGGCCGACCUGAGAAGAUUCACAACAAGCUAGAGUUUCCCUCCAUGCUGUACAUGGACAGGUACAUGGACAGGAACAGAGACAUCACGCGGAUAAAACGAGAGGAGAUCAGAAGACUAAAGGAGCACCUGACUGUUCUCCAGCAGCGACUGGAGAGGUAUCUGAGCUAUGGCUCAGGGCCCAAGCGGUUUCCUCUGGCCGAUGUUCUCCAGUACGCCAUGGAGUUUGCGUCCAGCAAGCCUGUGUGUACAUCGCCUGUGGAGGACAUUGAUACAACAGCACCACCUGGUGGCACGACUGCACUGCUGCCACCUCUAGCAAGCACAGGGGAGCAGCCGGAUGCAUCUGUCCCACCUGAGGGCUCCAGCUCUGGUCCACAGGCCCAGCAGCAACAACAACAGCAACAACAGCAAAGAGUUUCGAUCCAUAAACCGUUCACUCAGUCUCGUGUGCCGCCAGAUCUACCCAUGCACCCUGCCCCACGACACAUCACAGAGGAGGAGCUGCGGGUGCUGGAGGGCUGUCUGCACCGCUGGAGGAGUGAAGUGGAGAACGACACCAGGGAUCUGCAGGCCAGUAUAUCUAGAAUCCACAGAACCAUCGAGCUUAUGUAUUCUGACAAGUCCAUGAUGCAGGUGCCAUACCGGCUGCAUGCUGUUUUGGUCCACGAGGGUCAGGCUAACGCAGGUCACUACUGGGCGUACAUCUUCGACCCACAUCAACAACGAUGGAUGAAAUACAAUGACAUUUCGGUGACAAAGUCUUCCUGGGAGGAGCUGGUGCGAGACUCGUUCGGAGGAUAUCGCAAUGCCAGCGCGUACUGCCUCAUGUACAUCGAUGACAAAAAACCCUUCCUUAUUGAAGAGGAGUUUGAUAAAGAGACAGGGCAGAUGCUCAGCGGCUUGGACAAGCUCCCUCCUGAUCUGAAGGAGUAUGUAGAGGCAGAUAACAAGCUCUUUGAGAGGGAGAUGGAGGAGUGGGAUGCUCUACAAGCACGCAAACUCCAGCAGGAGAAACUGGCUUUGGCCGCCGCCAGCGUGGCCCCCCAGCCCAUGAGCACUGAACCCUGCCCUCCAGACAACACAGCAGCCUCUCAGCAUGACCCAGAGUACAUGGAGCAGCAGUCUCCCACGGGAGACUCCAAACACAUGCAGGAGGACACGGAGAGAGCCAUCAGCAAAGCCGCAGCUGAGCAUGAUGAGAAGAGUCCAGAAGCCCUGCUCAACACAUCUCAGUCAUCACAUCCUGACAGCGAGGUGACCUCUGACCCCUGUCCUCCCCUUGACCCUGAGCAGGACGGCUCUGCCUCCUCUCCGCCCGCACCUCAGCGGGUGGUGGAGGUGGCCAUUCCUAAUGUAGGAACCUUCGUCAUUCAGUCGAAGGAGGGAGGUUAUGAUGAUGAGGCAAUGAUGACCCCAAACAUGCAGGGUGUCAUAAUGGCCAUUGGCAAAUCCAGGAGUGUUUAUGACAAGUGUGGGCCUGAAGCAGCGUUCUUCAAGGCAAUGAAAGUAGAGUACACUCGUUUACUGAGGUUCGCUCAGGAGGACACGCCCCCUGAGAGGGACUACCGACUGCAGCACAUCAUUGUUUACUUCAUUCACAACCAGGCACCCAAAAAGAUUGUGGAGAGAACUCUGCUCAUGCAGUUCGCCGACAGAAACCUUGGCUUUGAUGAGAGGUGUAAGAGCAUCAUGAAGGUGGCACGUGCUAAACUGGAGCUUAUUAAGCCUGACGAGGUGAACAUGGAGGAAUACGAGAUUUGGCAUCAGGAUUACAGGAAAUUCCGUGACACGACAGUUUUCCUGUUGAUCGGCCUGGAAUUAUUCUUAAAGAAAAGUUAUGUGGAAUCAUUGAUGUACCUGAUCUACGCCUAUCAGUACAACAAAGAGCUCCUGCUAAAAGGACCGUACAGGGGCCACGAUGAGGAGCUGAUCGCACAUUACCGCAGAGAGUGCCUGCUAAAGUUGAACGAACACGCGGCUGCCCUCUUUGAGACCGGAGAGGAGACUGAAGUGAACGCUGGUCUGAGCAUCAUGAACGAGCUGGUGGUGGUGUGUAUUCCACUGCUGCUGGUGGAUGAGAUGGAGGAGAAAGACAUGGUGGCUGUCGAAGACAUGAGGAACCGCUGGUGCUCAUACCUGGGCCAGGAAAUGGAGCCUAAUCUCCAGGAGAAGCUGACCGACUUCCUGCCCAAGCUGCUCGACUGCUCAACCGAGAUCAAAAGCUUUCAUGACCCUCCCAAACUACCUUCAUACUCCACGCUGGAGCUGUGCGAGCGUUACGGCCGGGUCAUGACUUCACUCACCCUGAGUCGAACACCUGCAGACGGCAGAUGAGCUGCGCAGACUUCAUCUCCCCUCAACUAACACAUGCCUUCCUUAAAGCAGGGCUUUCCCAAACCUACCAACCUUUCCUUUCUCUUUGCUGCUAGAGAUUUUACCUUAUCCUUAUCGGUAUUAUUAAUAUUAUUUUGAGGAUUCUGUUAUAUUUUAAAGCUAAUGCAACAGUAAGAAUGGUGUGAAACUGAGCAGAGAUGAAGCAGCAGCAUUAGACGGGUAGUUCACUCAAAAAUAAAAGAUUAGUCAUCAUUUGUUUACCUCAUGUUUUUCCAAACCCAUAUGAAAAGAUGUCUAGCAGAAUGUUCAAGCUGCUGGAACCAGGGACAGCUGUGGUUGGAAAGAAGAAAGUCAUGUGGGCUCUAAACUACUUGAGGAUAAAGAAACGAGGCUGAAUUUUCAUUUUCAAGUGAACUAUUCCUUCAAAGCAAAGAAUGGUAUCAUGUUGGUGCUUUAGACAAUGGCGCAUGCAGCUUUAGCUUUGUGAAACGAGGUUGAGGAUUCAUUUCAAUAUUUUGUUUUAUUUUCCCUCAUCGUCCCUUUUCACAUAAGAAGCGGGUCAACCUGCCGCGUCGCCCUCAGUUACAGUGUUACUGCAUUAUUUUGUUUUGUUUUUUCUAAGGACGGUGAGUCAAAAAGCUGGAGGCUCUCGGAUGGGUCUGCAGCCCUGACGACUGGGACUUUAACACAAGUUUUAAGUGCUGUGGUUGGCAGCCAUGGGACAUACUGUGGCUUGUUAUUACAUUGAGAGAAUAAAGUUUUAUUUAUGGCUCUUUUAGGCCAGAUACAUAUUUUUUUAAAUGUUCCUAAUCUUUAUUGAACUUCUCAUUGAAUGAAGCUGUGCUGUGCUACUUUGGGUAUCUCAAAGUGAACGGAGUAUGUUUUCCCCAUGGACUCGGAUAGAUUUGACUGCAUCUGAAUCCUUUUUAGACUCUUCCUGAGUUUAGUUUUCCAUAAGAAGUUUCGUAGAUACACAAAAAGCCAGGUAUUGAGUAAAAAGGCACAAACACUACUGCUUUCCCAAAGAAAACUGAUAAGAACACAGUAAUAUACUGAAUCUAUUUUUCACAGUCCAUCGCUGUGCAUUAAUAGUACAAUGUGCAGAGUGAACUUGCAUUGUUGCAGUGUUUCGAGAUAGCUUCAAGGGGGAUUUGAUGCCAAGCAUCAACUAGAACUGAAAGUUUAGCAUUCACACUGGUGGAAAAUUUAUGAAUGGAUGCACUCAGCAUUAUCAUUGUACAUACUUACACCCUUAUGUUUGUGUCAAAAAGUGUGAUUUUUUUGUUUUGUUUUGUUUUUCCUUUUCUUUUUUUGAUCAGAGCAGCUUGUUCAGCGCAUAUGAUUUUAAAGGCUAUUAAACAAAGCUGACACAAAUAAACAAACCAAACCCCA